UCAAAGAAAGUUGAACCUGCAAGCACCUUGCCAGAGGACAUUUCCGCCUGGUAUUCUGGCCACGAUCGUUACCUUCUUGAAUCCAUGCUCAUAUUUGCUCUACGUCGGAAUUUCAUGCAGGCGGCUUCUAAAAUUGCAUCGGUGAUGCGACAGGGUGGUUUGCAGCCCUCCAGCAUGACAUUGUGGUGCCUCAACGCGCAAUCCUCUCGUCUUCACAAUCUUGCCAAACAAUGCUGCACUACUUCCGCGGAUUCUGAACUUGUGCGCAUAUUGGAGGAACUAUCGGAAGCCGCUGAGGCUCUGGUUACUGCUGUGGGAUGUGAGAGUCCUUUUCGGUCUCCCCUCCUCCGCUACAAGCUCGACGUGGACAAACUUCUCAUGUUUCUCUACCUUGAAUCGCCCAAGGAGGAUCAAUUUCCUCACCUAGACAGGGAAAUCCAGUCAUUUCGCAGUGACUAUGCGAGAUUGCUAACAUCGGCAGGCGAAGCCGAGAGCUACAUUGCCAAUGUUUGGUCAUCUAACCGGGAAACAGCCUUUGCGGUUCUCUUUGCUGACGCCCAAGUCGUGGCUAGUCACCUCCCCUACACCUUCUUCGAUCAGGUUGGAACACGCCAUCAUGAAUUAUUUGUGCAAGCGGUGAAGAAAACGCAGACCGGAUUCGGUCAAGUUGUGCUUUCGGUGUUAGCCGAUGCGAAAGAGGAGCUCACCGAAUCAAAGCUUACUCAAAUUGCGGACGCUUUGAGGUCCCCUUGA
Messenger RNA from Hydatigera taeniaeformis, 753 nucleotides. The record is from the annotation of a GenBank genome assembly. Lineage: Eukaryota; Metazoa; Platyhelminthes; Cestoda; Cyclophyllidea; Taeniidae.